AUGAACGAAGACAAGCCUAAUAUCCUCCUUAUAAUGGUUGAUGAUCUUGGGAUUGGAGAUUUGGGUUGCUACGGCAAUGAUACCAUAAGGACUCCUAACAUCGACCGCUUAGCCAAGGAAGGGGUUCAGCUGACCCAGCACAUUUCUGCAGCCUCUUUAUGCACCCCAAGCCGAUCUGCCUUCCUGACGGGAAGAUAUCCCAUCCGAUCAGGUAUGGUGUCUAAUACCAACCACCGUGUCAUCCGAACACUUGGAGUUCCUGCUGGACUUCCUCUUAAUGAAACAACGUUUGUAGCCUUACUAAAGGAGCAAGGCUACAGCACAGGACUCAUAGGCAAAUGGCACCAGGGCUUAAACUGCCAAACCCGAAAUGACCACUGCCACCAUCCGUAUAACUAUGGGUUUGAUUUCUUCUACGGCAUGCCCUUCACGCUUUUCCAUCCUUGCUGGCCAGAUCCCUCACGCGACACGGAAUUAGCCAUUGAGAGCAGACUCUGGCUCUGUGUGCAGCUGGUCGCCAUUGCUGUGGUCACCCUCACUGUUGGAAAACUGAGAGGCUGGAUCUCCAUCCCCUGGCCCCUCAUCCUCUCCAUGGUUUUAUUUGUUUUGCUCCUGGCCUACUUUUGGUACUCCAGCUACACGUCCUCUUUGUACUGGGAUUGCCUCCUCAUGCGAGGGCAGGAGAUCACGGAGCAACCCAUGAAGGCGGAGAGAGCCGGGACCAUCAUGGUGAAGGAAGCCAUUUCAUUUCUGGAAAGGCACAACGGAGGACCCUUUCUGCUCUUCUUUUCUUUUCUUCAUGUGCACUCGCCUCUUCCCACCACGGAUGACUUCAUUGGCACCAGCAAGCAUGGCUUAUAUGGGGACAAUGUGCAGGAGAUGGACUACAUGGUGGGCAAGCUUCUUGAUGCUGUUAAUGAUUUUGGUCUAAGAAACAACACGCUUGUCUACUUUACAUCGGAUCACGGAGGGCAUCUGGAGGCUAGGAUAGGUCACGCCCAACUUGGUGGAUGGAAUGGCAUAUUCAAAGGCGGAAAAGGCAUGGGAGGCUGGGAAGGUGGAAUCCGAGUCCCUGGAAUUGUACGGUGGCCUGCCAAGUUACCAGGUGGACAGUUCAUUGGAGAACCUACAAGUUUAAUGGAUGUUUUUCCAACUCUGGCAGCAGUGUCAGGAGCAAGACUCCCUCAAGACAGGGUGAUUGAUGGGAGAAACCUCAUGCCCUUGCUUCAGGGUGAGAUUCAGCACUCAGAGCAUGAGUUCCUGUUUCACUACUGUGGCUCCUUUCUCCACGCUGUGCGGUGGCACCCCCCAAACAACGUUUGGAAGGCUCAUUACGUGACUCCGGUGUUCCAGCCACCAGGAGCUGGUGCCUGCUACGUGACCGAGUAUUGCGAAUGUUCAGGAGAAAAUGUCACCUACCACGACCCCCCUCUGCUCUUUGAUCUCUCAAGAGACCCCUCUGAGUCCACACCACUGACACGUGACACGGAGCCCCUCUAUGAUUUGGUGAUAAAAACGGUGGCCAGUGCUUUGAAGGAACACCGGGAAACGAUUGUUCCUGUCCGGCAGCAGUUGUCGGAAUUGAACCAGGACAGAGUGUGGCUGAGGCCUUGCUGUGGGGUAUUUCCAUUCUGUCUGUGUGACAAGCCGGGGAAUCUCUCAACCCUGGGGUCAUGAUGAGAAGACAUGAUUGAGACCAGUCAACCAAAGGCCACCAUCACUGGUGCUUUUAAAUUUGCAAGGAGUAUAUUUGAGAGCCAAUAAACUCACCUACCAAUCCA
Molecule: messenger RNA, 1781 nt
Organism: Cynocephalus volans (Philippine flying lemur)
Lineage: Eukaryota; Metazoa; Chordata; Mammalia; Dermoptera; Cynocephalidae
Product: arylsulfatase F-like
Exons: 9
Coding region: 1-1677 (558 amino acids)
Molecular function (GO): arylsulfatase activity
Source: RefSeq, a predicted model, not a curated record